CUGGGGAGGUGCCACCAUCACUGGGAAGAUGGGCCCUGGCCUCCUGGUGCUGCUGAUCACCGCUACCAUCUGGCACGGCUCAGCAUCUCCAGUGAUCAGCCCUGACAGCCCUGCUGUGGUGGUCAAUACAGGUGAUCCAGUCACAUUACACUGCUCAGGAGAUUCUGAAGUUCAGUGGUAUGGCCAAGAGAAUACAUCCACCAACCGCACCAACAGCACACUGAGAAUUCCCAAGGCCACUUACAGGGAUACAGGCACCUAUAAGUGUGGCUAUGUCAACGGUAACGACAAGGGCAUCGCAUCUGUGCAUCUGUUUGUGCGAGAUCCCAAUAAUGUGUGGUACACUCCAACCUUCAGGAUUGUUGUGACUGAAGGCAGUAACGCUGAACUCCCUUGUCUCAUCACGGCCCCUGAGUACGGAUCCAGUGCAACUCUGACAGUAGACAACGCUUCUGGCUACCCAACGGGAACCAACUAUUCUUUCAGUGCAGAGAAGGGAAUGACACUAUACAACGUGCAACACCAGCAGAAGGGCUAUUACUACUGUCAAACAGUGAUAAAUGGAAAAAUAAAGAAGUCAUCAAGAAUAAGACUGAUUGUGGAAGAAGCCCUUGAGAAGCCUUUAUCAGUGAUGAUCGACCCUGAAGAUCACGUGCGAAUCGUGGGUGAACUGUUCACAGUCACUUGCAGAAUAAUUGCUCCUUCUCACAAGUACAACAUCAAAUGGGUGGCAGCAAAGAACGCCAACAAAACUACAGAGAUUAGAUUUGAGAAUGAUCACUACAUCAUCAGCUACACCCUGAUCAUUCCGGCAGUGACAAUGGAAGACAGUGGGAAGUACACGUGUGUAGCCAACAAUUCUGCAGGGUCCAAGAGUGUCUCAGCAGUGCUGCAGGUAGUAGAGAGAGGUUAUGUGUUCUUGACCCCAGUGCAAGCCACCAGCCAGGAAGUUGCCUUGGGAGAGAGCCUGAAACUUCAGGUCCUGAUUGAGGCUUACCCUGCCCUUCUCCGCUGGGGCUGGAAGCACACCAACUCUUUGAAGAAGUCUGCAACCACCACACUUAAGGGCGAAAUGACCUCUGGAAACAACUGGUACAACAACACGCUCUUCCUGAAUCGUCUGCAGGAAGGGGAGAAUGGCCUCUAUACCUUUUAUGCCCUCAACAAUGAGACCAAUGCAUCGGUGACCUUCAGCAUCUCUGUGAAAUCCGCUCCAAGAGUCUGCUCCAUCAGGGUGCCAGCCAAUGACUCCAACGUCCUUCACUGCGUGGCCAUCGGCUACCCUGCCCCACGCAUUGAGUGGUACCAGUGCCCUGUUCAUUCUACCAGAUUCAAUGAGGACUACAUGUUGCUUGUGAAUGAUUCCAGUCCCCACGUGGUGAACAUAUUGCCUUUCCAAGAGGUGGAAGUGGAGAGCAUCCUCCCAUUCCAGAAUCUGGGUGACAACUUCACCUUCUGCUGUGUGGCCAUUAACAGAGAGGGGAAUGCCUCCGACAUGCUUCACUCUGUCACCGUCACCAGAAAUAUCAUGGCUCCCCCGAACAAGCUCUUCAGCCCCAUUCUCUCCACCUGCAUGGGCACAUCGGUCCUGCUGCUCCUCCUACUCCUCUUCCUCCUCUACAAGUACAACCAGAAACCCAAGUACCAGGUGCGGUGGAAGAUCAUUGAGGCCUGUGAAGGGAAUAACUACAUCUUCAUUGAUCCCACUCAGCUGCCAUACAAUGAGAAAUGGGAGUUCCCCAGGAAUAAUCUCCAGUUUGGAAAAACUCUUGGAGCUGGAGCCUUUGGAAAAGUGGUAGAAGCUACUGCUUUUGGGCUGGGUAAAGAAGAUUCAGUCCUCAAAGUGGCUGUGAAGAUGCUGAAAUCAUCGGCAGACACAGAUGAGCAGGAGGCCCUCAUGUCUGAGCUGAAGAUCAUGAGUCACUUGGGACACCACGAGAACAUUGUUAACCUGCUGGGAGCCUGUACCCAUGGAGGCCCAAUCCUGGUCAUCACUGAGUACUGUCGCCAUGGAGAUCUGCUGAAUUUCCUGCGGAAGAAAGCUGAAUCCAUAAUUAUCCAGGAUUCAUCCCUGGACACCUCUCUGGACAGCACUGCUGACUACAAAAACAUCGACCUGGAGAAGAAAUACAUCCGCAGUGACAGUGGCUUUGCAAGUCAGGGUUUGGAUACGUAUGUUGAGAUGAGGCCUGUGUCAUCAUCAACAUCAGCAUCUUCAGCAUCAGAUUCUGCACAAGCCAGGGGAAAAGGCUCAGAGGAAGAAGAAGAAACCAGGGAGGACCUCCGUCCCCUUGAUCUCUCUGACUUGUUACAGUUCUCCAGCCAAGUGGCCCAGGGCAUGGCAUUCCUUGCAUCAAAGAACUGCAUCCAUCGUGACUUAGCAGCCAGGAACGUGCUGGUGUCGGAUGGACGGGUAGCCAAGAUCUGCGACUUUGGCCUGGCCCGGGACAUCAUGAAUGACUCCAACUACGUUGUGAAAGGCAAUGCACGCCUGCCCGUGAAGUGGAUGGCCCCAGAAAGCAUCUUUGACUGCAUUUACACAGUGCAAAGUGACGUGUGGUCUUACGGCAUCCUUCUUUGGGAGAUCUUCUCCCUUGGUAAAAGCCCCUACCCUGGCAUGGUGGUGAACAGCAAGUUCUACAGCAUGGUGAAGCAGGGCUACCAGAUGGCCAGGCCUGACUUUGCUCCCUUGGAAAUCUACAGCAUCAUGCAGGCGUGCUGGAGCCUGGAGCCCACGCAGAGACCUACCUUCGACCAGAUCUGCUGCUUCAUCCAGAAAGAACUGGAGACACAAAAGGAGCAGGACUACACGAACCUUCCCUCCACUGCUGAAGAGGACAGUGGUUGCGAUACCUCUGGCUGCUGCGAGGAGUCCUGCGAGCACGAGGAGAGCGGGCAGCCCCUUCUCAAGAGUAACAACUAUCAGUUCUGUUAGCUGCUACCAGCACCUCGGCCUGGCGGGUGACCUCAGGUGGUCACCGCUUCCCGGACACGCAGCUCCAUGUCAUACCAUGCGGCAUUCAUAGGAUGGGUUGUCUCUUUUUUUUAUUUUUUUAAACAAAUUGCAGCUAAGUAACACAUUUCCAAAGGUCACUCACCAGCACACUCCGGAGCUCAUGGUUCACACGGGUGUGUGUGCACAGACAUGAGCAAGCCUUGAAGCCAGUCUUGAGAGCGAAGAAGUGAGAAACUGCCUCACACCAGACACAGCUCUCGUCCCUGGCAGUUCUGCUCUCUCCCCUGUGACAGCCCGUCACUGUGUGCUGCAGGGCACUUGUUCAGAUACACUUAAAACUUCUACCCUGCAUCAAAAAAAAAGCAUUAACCUCUACCCUUCCUCAUGCAAUCUGCUUCUCUGCAGCUGAUGCUUCUGCAGGGAGUUCGUGGGUGAAACAGGACACCCUGAGAGUUAUUUUGUGAACUUGUGCGUGCCCCAGCAGCAGGGCAGAGAGGCAGUUCUUUCUCAGGUGAAAUACAGAAGUGACCAGCACUCUUCCAAAUAGCUACUGCUUUCCCAGCCCAGGAAGGAAUGGCAGCUUAAACAGAUCCAGAACUGAUCACCAUAACGCAUAUCCUACAAAACAUAUGAACUCUUAACAUGUAGCAAUUCACUGCCUUUCUUGGAAUUACAGACGUGCUCUUGUAUAUAUUUUCUUAGGUUUAUUUUGAUAGUAGCGUUAAGGUCAUUUUUUUUCAUAAGCUAGCUUGGGCCUAAUGCCCUUAAACUGAAUUUCUAGUCUAGUGUUUCUAGGCCCCAGGGUUACUAAUGCCACAGCCCCCAGGUCCUGUGCAGCCAGCACGGGGUCGAUAAGGAAGCUGAGCUGCACUUCACGGGGGUGGUAAAGGAUGAGCACUAAAAGGCACAAGCCCUGACUGAGCUUAGGCCAACCAUGACAAGACAGAACUACUGGACGACACGUGGCUUCCCCAGGCUGCUGUUGGGGACCACUGCCGCCUGUGCUCCACCUCUGUGUUCAUGCUAAUGCCAAGUGAUUGAUUCUUCCUUACUAAAUAAAAAGCCACUGCAUUUCUGUCUGUCAGCAGCAUAAAGUAAGAUACUUAAUAAAGCAGGUCUUUCCCCCGGCUUUCAGGAUUGUUCUCAG
This is a messenger RNA of Nothoprocta perdicaria, 4103 nucleotides long. It is a transcript of the gene CSF1R, whose product is annotated as colony stimulating factor 1 receptor. Gene Ontology annotation, molecular function: cytokine binding; macrophage colony-stimulating factor receptor activity; ATP binding. The coding region runs from base 29 to 2935 and encodes 968 amino acids. NCBI's taxonomy places the organism in Eukaryota, Metazoa, Chordata, Aves, Tinamiformes, Tinamidae. Gene Ontology annotation, biological process: cell surface receptor protein tyrosine kinase signaling pathway; cytokine-mediated signaling pathway; osteoclast differentiation. The record is from RefSeq and is a predicted model, not a curated record. The transcript has 21 exons. Gene Ontology annotation, cellular component: CSF1-CSF1R complex; signaling receptor complex.